UGACAUUGAACAAUCAUUUACCAAUUAAGUUUCCUAACCUCAAACCCAGAGGACCGGGUGGAAAAGCACUUUUGGCUGCAGAAAGAGAAAAAACGAGUUUUAAUGUUGAACAUCUCUCCAAGUUUAUGUAUACUGAAGAAUGGCUUAAUAAAAUGAACCGUAUCUUACAGGUCAUUGAAAAAGAACCUGCUUUUGACAAAUCAACUCGCUAUUUCCAAAGUCGUAAAGAGAAAGUCUCGACUGGUCUACAGAAAGAUAAACGAUUAGCUGAACUUGUCAGAGAGCACCAUUGGACUGAAGAAGAGGCUCAGAUUGCAAACUUUUUGUAUGAUCAAUCUACACCUUUUUCUCUUCAUUACAAUAUGUUUAUUCCUACCUUAAAAGACCAAACGACACCAGAACAAAAGGAAUUAUUUCUUGAACCUGCAUUAAGGAACGAAAUCAUUGGUUGCUAUGCUCAGACAGAGUUGGGUCAUGGUUCCAAUGUACAAGGCUUGGAGACAACUGCUACUUAUCUUCCUGAAACAAACGAAUUCGAAAUCCAUUCUCCCACAUUGACUGCUUCUAAAUGGUGGAUUGGUGGCCUAGGAAAAGCAGCUAAUCAUGCUAUUGUUAUGGCACGCCUUAUAACAGACGGAAAAGAUCUUGGACCACAUCCUUUCUGUGUUCAAAUCCGUAGUUUGAAGGACCAUCGACCUUUGCCUGGUAUUACUGUAGGUGAUGUUGGACCCAAAUUUGGUUUCAAUGCUACUGAUAAUGGCUUCAUCAUGUUUGAUCGUUAUCGUGUACCUCAUAUUGCUUUCUUGGCCAAGUACUCUCAAGUUCAACCUGGUACCGGUGCUUAUAGUAAACCCCCUAAUGCUAAACUUUCUUACGGUACGAUGGUGUUUGUACGUGCCAAUAUUGUGAUGGGUGUUCGAUACGCUCUUGCAAGAGCUACUACAAUUGCUGUGCGUUAUUCUACUAUACGCCAACAGUUUUUUGAUGCUGCUAAUCCCAAGAAGUGGGACAGCAAGGUGAUUGAGACGCCAGUUCUCGAUUAUUCCAUGCAACAAUACCGUCUACUGCCUAUUGUGGCUACUGCCUAUGCUUGUUUCUUUACAGGUCGAGAAAUGUUGCACCUUUAUGAUUUAAAUCAAAAGGCCAUGCAGCAAGGAAAUUUUGGGCUUUUGGCUGAUCUUCAUGCUAGUUCUUCAGGUCUCAAGAGUUUAACAACAACCAUGGCCGUUGAAGCCAUCGAGGAUUGCAGGCGCGCAUGUGGUGGGCACGGCUACAGUAUGUUUUCUGGUCUAGGCAUGUUUUACCAAGACUAUUUACCCAAUGUCACAUGGGAAGGCGAUAACUACAUCUUGACGCAACAAACAGCCCGUUACUUGCUCAAGACAUUCCGAAAUGUCGUUGCAGGCAAAGCAGAACCUUCUGAAUACAACCCUACCAUCACUUAUUUAACACACUAUCUUCAAAACCCCCAUGCUAAGUGCCCCGCUUUAUCUGCUCGAGAUUUCCUUCAUCCCGAAUUGAUCUUGUCUGCUUUCGGUUUCCGCGCUGCUUAUGGUAUUGCUCAGGUAGCUGAACAGAUGGAUCGUCAUGGCCGUUCCUGGAACUCCAUGUUGGUUGAGAUCAGCCGUAUCUCUAAGGCACAUUGCCAGUUUAUUUUGGUGCGUAACUUUUUAGUGACACUUCAGAACGAUCAUGCGCUCACACUGUCUGAGCACAAACCCAUGCUUCAAGUACUCAAGGCACUGGCUUCUCUGUUUAGCUUACAUACCAUGGAGAAGGAACUCUCAAACUUUUUAUUAUCAGGCUAUGUAUCAGCUCAACAGAGUGUAAUGUUGAAAGAACAAGUGAUUGAUUUAUUGGAUCAAGUGCGUCCUAAUGCGGUAGGUCUUGUGGAUGCUUUUGCAUUACCUGACUAUUACUUGCAUUCUGCUUUGGGCCGCUAUGAUGGUCGAGUUUAUGAGGCAAUGACCAAGAUGGCAGAAGACGAGCCAUUAAAUCAUACACUUGUGGUAGAUGGCUACGAAGAAAACAUCAAGCCUUUUGUUCACAAGCAGUUCAAGAACAAAAUACAACAUGUUGAAAUUGCUUCUAAAUUUUGAAUGUCUAUUUCAAAUAAACAAUGAACGUCUUUUUUUUUUCUUUAGAGUACGUAGGCCUAUUAGUUAUUUUUACUGAUCUAUGUUUUAAUUUGAGAGAGAAAAAAAACUGAAAAGCAUUGAUGAGACUUGAAAAAAUACCUUGCAAAAGCUAUCGUCUUUUUUUUUCUCAGAAAUCAACGGCAACAUAAUAUCCGAGAGAAGAUGCAUAUUUAUGAUUCGAG
Gilbertella persicaria is the source of this 2320-nucleotide messenger RNA. RefSeq names its product acyl-CoA dehydrogenase/oxidase C-terminal. Bases 126 to 2099 code for a protein of 657 amino acids. Lineage: Eukaryota; Fungi; Mucoromycota; Mucoromycetes; Mucorales; Choanephoraceae. Gene Ontology annotation, molecular function: FAD binding; acyl-CoA oxidase activity; fatty acid binding. Gene Ontology annotation, cellular component: peroxisome. Gene Ontology annotation, biological process: lipid homeostasis; fatty acid beta-oxidation using acyl-CoA oxidase. The record is from RefSeq and is a predicted model, not a curated record. The transcript is spliced from 5 exons.